Carassius gibelio (silver crucian carp) is the source of this 4076-nucleotide messenger RNA. RefSeq names its product phospholipid scramblase 2. Gene Ontology annotation, molecular function: phospholipid scramblase activity. The coding region runs from base 334 to 1281 and encodes 315 amino acids. The record is from RefSeq and is a predicted model, not a curated record. Lineage: Eukaryota; Metazoa; Chordata; Actinopteri; Cypriniformes; Cyprinidae. The transcript is spliced from 9 exons. Gene Ontology annotation, biological process: plasma membrane phospholipid scrambling. Gene Ontology annotation, cellular component: plasma membrane.
CAUAUGAAGGGGAGGAGAUUCAUAGAGAAAGCGAAGGCUUCAUGUCUGGACAUUGUGUGUUAACGCUUUCGUGUCUUUUUUAUUAUAUUUUAUCGAAAGUGUAAAGCGAAAGUGAAGGAAACUAUUGAAAACUGUUCUCAUUCCAUACAUCCGAAUAAUCACUGCAACGAGAACUGCUCUGACGAGAAUCUGUUGCCUGUUUGAAGAGUAUCAAACCUGCCUCUCGAGAGCUGAGAUGUGACUCAGACACCACUUCCCUACCUUUUCUUCUCUCGCAUAGUGAUCGAGGUGCUGAUAGACGUCGGCUCUGAAAAUCUCAGAUCUGUCUUCAACAUGUCUGGCCCAGGCUACCCAUCUCCACACCAGCCUCCUUAUCCCAUGCCCCAGAUGGGUGGACACUCCAUGCCCCCCUAUCCCAUGGGAGGUUAUGGAGAACCUGGACAAGCGGCACCACCCGCAGGGUUCCAAGUAGGAUACCAGCCAGUUCCAGAUCAGCCAGUGAUGUAUCAGCCUGGUCCGGUUGUUCCAGUUAGUCCAGCAUCUCACCAUGACCAGCCAUAUGGAGCACCUUUAGCUGCACCAGUCUCCGUGCCUGCUGGAGUUCCACCUGGUCUGGAGUACCUCACUCAGAUUGAUCAGAUCCUUAUUCAUCAGAAAGUGGAAUUGCUAGAGGCAAUCAUUGGCUUUGAGACCAACAACCAGUAUGAGAUCAAGAAUAGCCUCGGUCAAAAGAUUUAUUCUGCCAAAGAAAAAAAUGACUGCUGCACACGCAACUGCUGUGGAGCCCUGCGCAGCUUUGACAUGAAGAUCAAAGACAACGCCGACCGAGAGGUCAUUCGACUGAUCCGACCUUUCCGCUGUGUCUCCUGUUGGUGCCCCUGCUGCCUGCAAGAGAUGGAGGUUCAGGCCCCCCCGGGAACGACUGUAGGGUAUGUGAAGCAGGACUGGAAUCCCUGUUAUCCAAAAUUCUCCAUCCAGGGGGCAAACAAGGAGACUGUGAUGAAGCUCGAGGGGCCCUGCUUGGCAUGUAACUGCUGUGGGGACGUCAACUUUGAGCUCAAAGGCAAAGACGGUACUGGGAAGCCUAUUGGUCGAAUUAGUAAGCAGUGGAGUGGCCUGUUAAAGGAAGUCUUUACUGACACUGACAACUUUGGCAUCCAGUUUCCACUGGACAUGGAUGUGAAGAUGAAGGCUGUACUUAUGGGCGCUUGCUUCCUAAUUGAUUUCAUGUUCUUUGAAAAAGUUGGAGACACAAACCAGCGUAAUACUGUGUUCUCCUAGAGCUCUUGCUAAGUUACUUACUAAGUAACAUAUUUCACACUAACUCCCAUCAUCUUUCAAGUCUGGACUUUUUUCCUGCAAUGUUAUUUUAUUAUGUUUAUGACUAGCAAUAUUUACAAUGAAAGGUGGAGUAUCAACUGUAACUGUUCACUGGUGCCUUUUAAACAAUCACAGCCUACAAUAAUUACAAAUUAUUACAAUAGUACAAGCAACUAACAUUGUUUUUGUAACUUCUUUUUUUUUUAUUAGAAAUGAAUUGUUACAUGCAACCUUACAUGUUUUUCUACACUUAUCUCAUGCAUAUAUAUAUAUAUAUAUAUAUAUAUAUGUAUAAAAUUUUAAUUAAGUUUUAUUGUGCUAAACACAAAGCAUUUUGUUUAAAACUGUGGUUUUUAAUUCUAGACAUGCACAUUUCGUUUGUAUCUCUUAUCACUUCAGACAUUUGUUCUUUUCGACCUUAAGUGCCCUGCGAAGUGGACAUCACAGGAUAUUCCAACAUGGUUCAAGUUCGAAGUGAGCGUAUGUUCCAUUCAAAGGGCAUUAAGCAUGCAAGACAUUUAAAUUGUAUUUAUUUACAGAGGAAUGUUAUUUCACAAUUCUCUAGUAAGUUUUGUCUGUGUGUGAAGACGCUGCAGGCUGUGGUGUAGCUCAAAUCUGUGAAUGAAUGAAUUCCGAAGUGAAGGAAAACUUCCAGGAUUUUAUGUGCUUAGGGUGUAGGGAGCAAUGAACACUAUGGAGGGACCAUGUCAUUUGGCCCACAGUUCAUGUAUGGAAUUUUUCUUUUUUUAUAUAUACAAGCUGGUCUGAAUCAGGUGUGUUAAGAGAGACAUGCAAAAUAUGUAGAGCAUUGGUAUGCAAGAACUGAAAUUAAGAACCACGGAGUUAAAACAAUGGAUGUACGUGCAGCCAAGUAAUGCAUGAUGGUGGAGGUUGCAUGCCAGUUACUGAAUCUGACAACAGGUGAAUAAAGGAACAAAACCAGCAAGUAGUUGCAUGUCAUUGCAGUGACUUAAUAUGGGUAGAAUGUCAAUUAGUUAGUAAUAGUUUAGUAAUUUACUAGAUUAGUAAUUGUUACUAUAUAUAUAUAUAUAUAUAUAUAUAUAUCUCAGAUUGCUGCUUAAAAUUGUGAACCUCUUAAAAUUGUAUAUAUUUCUGCAUAAAUAUGACCCAAAACAUAAUUUGAUUUUCACACAAAUGCUCAAAGUAGACAGAAAAAUUCAAUCAAACAACAGAGACAAAAAUAUAUACUUUGUAAUUUAUUUAUUGAGAAAAAUGUUUUGGUGUUAAAUAUUUGUAAGUGGCAAAAGUGUGAAUCUUUGCUUCUUUAGUAUCUGGUGUGACCCCCUUUUGCAGCAAUAACUGCAAGUAAUGUUUCUUAUAACUGCUGAUCAGUCCUGCACAACGUUUUUUAGGGAUUUUAGCCCAUUCCUCAGUACAGAACUGCUUCAACUCUGAUGUUGAUGGGUUUCCUUCUAUGAACUGCUUGCUUCAGGUCCUUCCACAACAUUUCCACUCCAAAACAUUAGCUUUGUCCUCCUUUAAGCAUUCUUUGGUUGUCUUGCUGCAUGACCCACUAUCUCUUGAGAUUCAUGAUUUUGCUGGUAUAAUUCAGAAUUCAUUGUUCCAUCUAUGAUGGCAAACUGUCCUUGACCAGAUGCAGAAAAACAGGCCAGAACUAUGAUACUAGCUCCACCAUGUUUCACAGAUGGGAAAAGUUCUUAUGCUGGAACUCAGUGUUUUCUUUCUCCAAACAUAACGCUGCUCAUUUAAACCAAAUUGUUCUAUUUUGGUCUCAUCCAUCCAAGAGACAUUUCUCCAGCAUUCCUUGGGCAUGACCUUUAGCAAACUGCAGAUGAUAGUCGUCUCACUGAUCAAAAACACCCCUGAACAGAUGGACUCUAAUUCACCUUCUAAUUAACAGCUGAUCCUAGAGAUUCACAUACUUCUGCUGCUCACAGAUAUGUAAUAUUGGAUAAUUUUCCAGAAUAAAUAAAUGAAAGUGUAUAUAUAUUCAUCUCAUUUGUUUGAUUGGAUUCUGAUUUAAAUCAGGUUAUUUAUGCAGAAAUAUUCUAAAGGGUUCACAAACUUUCAAGAAGCACUGUGUGUAUGUAUAUAAAAAUUGUUUCCCUUUUUUUAUAUGUGUGUGAAGACAGUGUCCCCCAGGGGGCGCUUGUCAGCUGAUAAAAGCAGCCUCUCAUUCAGUCACACUUUUAAUUCUAAGUGUGGUGCUAAUUAUUCAAAAUUAUUCAAAAUGCCAAUUAAAUCCAUGAGUAUCAUGAAAAACACAUGAAAAUUCAUUAAACAUUUCCCAAAAAGUCAUAUGGAGAGACUUUAAUAAUAUCCCUGUCAUAAAUGUAUGAGUCUGUCAUAACAUACCACAUGACAUUUGUUUAUAAUAAUAAUCUGGUUGGUUAUAUAGACACUGGGCUAGUAUCAAUAAAAGAGUAUAUAUAACAUCAUUAUAAAAAUAUACAGACAGUUUGUUUUGUUUUAAUGUAUGUUUUGGUCACUUUUUAUUUCAAACUUUUAUAUAAAUUUACUUCAUUACACUGCAAAUGAAAGUUGUUUCCUAUCACUAACACAGUGAAUUCUAACAAUAAUAGAAAAAAAAUGUUAAACAAUCAUUUUGUUAAAACAAUGUCAAAUUCAGUAUCCUAGUUGCUAAUUACUAAUGUGUUAAACUAACUGUUCUCCGAUCUCCCGAUGCAUAAUCAAUAUACUUGCGUAUGUGUCUUCUUGUGUAUAUGUGUAUGCCAUAUUAUAACAUUAUACUUAAUAAAUGUAUAUUAUUGUUA